Messenger RNA from Apus apus (common swift), 2514 nucleotides. RefSeq names its product G protein-coupled receptor 34 (gene GPR34). The transcript is spliced from 2 exons. Gene Ontology annotation, cellular component: membrane. Gene Ontology annotation, biological process: G protein-coupled receptor signaling pathway. NCBI's taxonomy places the organism in Eukaryota, Metazoa, Chordata, Aves, Apodiformes, Apodidae. Gene Ontology annotation, molecular function: G protein-coupled purinergic nucleotide receptor activity. The record is from RefSeq and is a predicted model, not a curated record. The coding region runs from base 110 to 1252 and encodes 380 amino acids.
UUAGCUUUCUAAUAAGAGGACUUGCAUGUUACUCCUCCCUGUCUUCACCAGCAGUUUUGAAAAUCAGAAGUUUUUACUAUAGAAAUGAACAGCUAAAAAAUCCUCACAAAUGAUGGCAGCAGCUUCAGCUGAUGUACUGACCAUUCUUCCACACGAGGAAGUCUUCCGGAGCAAUCAAACUAACCUAGCCAUAAAUGCCUCAGAAAUUCAAAACAAUGCCAGUUGUUUUUUAGAUCACAACUCACUGUCAUUUGCUUUGAUACUCUUCUACUCUAUUAUUUUUGUUGUUGGAUUGGUUGGAAAUACGAUUGCCCUGUUUGCUUUCCUGUGCGUUCACCAGAAAAGGAAUUCUAUCCAAGUUUACUUGCUAAAUGUAGCUGUUGCAGACCUUCUGCUGAUCUUCUGUCUUCCCUUCCGAAUAGUCUAUCAUGUUAAGAAAAACACUUGGAAGCUUGGACCUGUUUUAUGCAAGAUUGUAGGAACUCUACUUUAUAUGAACAUGUAUAUUAGCAUAGUAUUGCUGGGACUGAUUAGUCUAGAUCGUUACAUAAAAAUAAAUAAAUCUGUGAAGCGUCCUAAAAUGUUAACUACUACACGAAGUAUACAUAUUUGUUGCACGGUGUGGGCACUUGCACUAAUAGGAUUUAUAGUAGUAGUUGCACCAUCUUUUUUUAAGACUGAGGACAGCAAUUCUACUAUGUGCUUUCAUUACAGAAAUAAACAGGAUGCAAAGACAGAAGCAAUUUUAAACUAUAUUCUUGUAAUCCUCUUUUGGAUAGUUUUUUUCCUUUUGAUACUUUCAUAUGUUAAAAUUGCCAAAAACCUGCUGAAAAUUUCAAAGAAAAGAGCAAAUUUUCCCAAUGCAGGAAAAUACACCCAGACAGCAAGGAAUUCCUUCAUUGUACUAAUCAUUUUUACCAUCUGUUUUGUUCCUUACCACAUGUUCCGGUUCGUCUACAUCACAUCACAGCUACAAAAUCCAUCUUGUUAUUGGAAGCAAGUCAUUCACAUAACCAAUGAGGUGAUGCUCAUAUUUUCAUGUUUUAACAGCUGCUUAGACCCAGUUAUGUACUUCCUAAUGUCCAGAAGUGUCCGUAAGACUGUACUCCAACUUAUUUGCAGAAGACUUCAUGGAGAUCCAAGCUUCAUGCUAGAAAGCACUUCAGACAUAAAGCUUGGACAAUAUACACAAGAGCGACUAUCUACUACCACACCCCACUCAAGCUUUGUAAAGAAGAAGUCUCUGAUUUGAUUGUUUACGUGAAUGGCUAUUGGCUUCUCUCACCCCAAGACAUCAAUUCAAGGUGUACCAAAUGCAAUAUUGUACAGCUACUAAUCCUGCCUCUUUCUUCCUGUUAAAAAAUGAGAAGUCUUACUUCUGUUUGUGAAAAUGAGAAGUUACUUUUCAGAAGAAUGAUGUUCUUGUUUAUCCAAGAAAACAAAAUAGGAAGUCCUCAGACAUCAUCUGCUGGACUAAUCUGGAACACUAACUCUUUAAGGAGAUUUCCUUGAUGUGGUUUGAAAGAAUCUAGUAUAUAUAUGUUAUUACCAACUAGUGUAUGUAAAUAAUAGAUGAAUUUUGGAAAAAGUAAAUUGUGUCCUAUUGGAAAGAGCUAUAUCAAGGACUACACAUUUUAUGUAUUUCUCUAUUUUAUUACAUUUCAAAGAGAUCAGCAUUUUAAUUACAUUUAUAGAAGGUUUUUUUCCAAGAAAAUAUUUGAGAAUUUAGCAACAUAUGUGGUUUAAAAGUAAGGUAAAGAAUACAACUGCCAUUAAUUCAGUUAUAAUUGCAGAAAAACCACUUUGUAUCAUUAAACAGCAACAUUAAAAUAUUCAAGCUUCCUAAGCCCCUUAUUGUAUUUUCAACAUUUCAAUGACUAUCAAGGUCAAGCACCUGAGGAAAACCAAGCAAAGCUUUCGGAAAAUUAGAAAUUAAAGGAGAGGUGAUAUACCCAUGGUUUCAGUCACCUAAGAUUUCCUUCAAACUGACAAAUUUGGUGAUGGCAGCUACACAAAAUAGUUCAACAAGGAAAAUAAGCUCACAUAACUAAGUAUACAGAGCAGAAUAGAAAAAUUAGGUCUUGUGAACACCUGGCACAUCAGCUCUGAUCCUUUUCAGGCUCAGUCACUGAUCUACCUACAGCUUUCCAAAAGCCAUGCAUUUCAGCUGCACACUUUGUCCCUGGCACAGAUCUUCUCUUUUCAUGUGGUUAAAAUAAUCUCAAUAUUGCUGAUGCUUAGCAAAUAGUAAUGUAGAAACAAUAUGCCAUUUAUGCAAUUAUAUUCUCAGAUCAAAACCAAGCAAGUUUAUGUAUUUAGGCACAAACCAAGCAUUUCAAAUUGUAACACUGUUUAAAAAAAGGGGGCUGAAGGCAGGGGCUGUUUGACCCAAAGUAAAGUGAUGAGGCAGUUAUACCAAGAACAACUUAUAUGUCUGGCAUGAUAGGUCAGAAAGGUGAACGAAUUAGACAGUAGAUGUUCAGCUCCAUAAAAUAAGGUUUUAUUAUCCUGAAC